CACCGAGCUCCCUCUCCCGACGUUCCGUGCAGGCGGAAGGAAGCGCUGUUGGUGACUCUGCAAACAUGAAUACCCGAGGAUUUGGAUCUCAGCUGAAAGAUAGUAUUCCAGUUCCAGAUUUUUCAUCUCAUGGGUCAUUUGAAAGCUGUGAUACAUUACGAAAAGGUUUCACAAAUGCAAAGAGUGAACUUUUUCCUGCCCAUCCUUUGGAGCUAUCAGAGAAAAAUCUUUCAUUGAAUGAGGAUAAGAUGGAUUUUUCUACUCUAAGAAAUAUUCAAGGGCUGCAUGCACCGCUGAAAUUACAAAUGGAGUUCAAAGCUGUGAAACAGGUCCAGCGACUUCCUUUCCUUCAUAGCUCUAACCUGUCAUUGGAGAUCUUGAAAGGCAGCUAUGACUGCAUUGGUUUUGAGGAUAUUCUGAAUGAUCCAGCACAAAGUGAAGUAAUGGGAGAUUCUCAUAUGAUGAUGGAGCACAAACUUGGUUUAUUAUAACAUCCACAUACUCCAGACAUACUGUACAUGGAUAUGUUUCUUGCCUGUGUCCCUGCAGAUUAAGUAAACCAUAUUAAAUGGCUGCCAUACCAUAUUUUGUUCAUAUACAUAAUCUCUUACCUACCUUGAUGAAAAGGCACAUUAAAUGCUUGAAGUAUGUUGACUUUUGUUCUGUGUUUACUGUCAAUAUAAAUGUAAUUAUUUUAAAAUAUCACAGGAAAUCAGUAUCUCUAUUCAGGGCUAUAGUUACUUCACGUCCACAUUGUAGAAACCUGCAGACUAAAAAGUAUAGAAACAGGACAUUUUUAAAAAUGAUUUUAAAAAUACUAGAUUGGAUGUUCUUUUGCAACUUAUAACCCGGGUAUUUGCUGUUGAAUCUUU
Gekko japonicus is the source of this 872-nucleotide messenger RNA. RefSeq names its product proteasome maturation protein (gene POMP). The coding region runs from base 66 to 491 and encodes 141 amino acids. The transcript has 6 exons. Gene Ontology annotation, biological process: proteasome assembly. The record is from RefSeq and is a predicted model, not a curated record. Lineage: Eukaryota; Metazoa; Chordata; Lepidosauria; Squamata; Gekkonidae. Gene Ontology annotation, cellular component: cytoplasm; nucleus.